Messenger RNA from Osmia bicornis bicornis, 1258 nucleotides. Its product is annotated as ribosomal L1 domain-containing protein 1. Lineage: Eukaryota; Metazoa; Arthropoda; Insecta; Hymenoptera; Megachilidae. The record is from RefSeq and is a predicted model, not a curated record. Bases 127 to 1197 code for a protein of 356 amino acids. The transcript is spliced from 4 exons.
GUUUCCGGCCCCUGUUCACAUUUGGCUUUUGGCACGACAGCCACGUGCACGAAUGUGAAAAGUUGAAAUUACAAGUUGAAGAAAAGACUGAAGAGAAGAGCAGUAAAGUCGAAUAAAAGAAAAACAAUGAAAACUUUGAGAUCUACUUCGGAACGUACAAAAAGAUUAACGCGCAAGAAGGGCAGUAUACAAAGGAAUAAAAAAAUUGUUUUAAGUACAAAUGAAUUGAAAAAUAAAAAAGUAGGAAAUAAUAGUGAAGAAAAUACAGAUUCUUUGAAUUUGGAUGAUUUAUCCAGAGAACACAUAUUACAAUGUAUCAGUGCUAUUUUUCAUUUAACUGAAGAACAAUUAAAAAAUAAAAAUGCAUUAUUCGAUGGAGAGAGUAAUCCAAUAUUUAUGCAAGUAACAUGCAUCAAAGUACCAAAAACACCAAAAAGAUGCGUGAGGAUAUUGUUGCCACAUUCAAUAAUAUCAUCAAACGAUGAAGUUGCACUUUUUGUCAGUGAUUUUGAAAAAGGCAGAAGAAAAGAUUAUGAACCAACAAUAGAAUAUUACGAAGAUCUGUUACGUAAACAUGGUUGUACCAGUGUAAAGAGUAUAAUACCAAUGAAUCAAGUAAAGACAGAAUAUGAUCAGUAUGAACUAAAAAGGAAACUUGUCAACAGCUAUGAUUACUUUUUGGUAGAUGGAAAAAUAGCAGGUCAUUUGUCUCAUUUAUUAGGGAAAGAAUUUUAUAAGAAAAGAAAACUGCCAACAUCUAUUAGGAUGCAAAGUAAAGAUUUAAAACAUGAAAUAGAAUAUGCUUUGAGAAAGACUAUUAUGCAAAUACAUUCUCUUGGAGAUACUCAUAUAGUCCAAAUUGGACACACUGCGAUGAAAAUAGAAGAAAUUUUAGAAAACAUACUUGCAGCAUGUACUUAUUUGUCUAAACAUUAUCCAGGUGGUUGGAACAAUAUACGUUCCAUUCGUAUUAAAACGGCUAAUAGCCUUGCUCUUCCUAUUUACACAACAUUGAAAAACAAAAGUGCUGUUGAAGUACCAACGGAGGAACCUAAGAGACCAAAAGCAUACCGCGAUGUGUCAGGUGAAUUGUCUACUACAGCUCGUAAUGUUGUUGUGACUGUUACUCCAGAAGGAAGUAUUACUGUUCAGAACAGAAGAAAAAUGACAAAGAGACUGAGAAACCCUAACAAAUAAAACAUCUUAAUAUUUUUUUUUGUAUCAUUUUAUUAAAAAGCAAUAAACAAAAUUGAAGUUA